CUACUGGUAAUGAAAAGCUUAAUGGAUCCACUGGAUCAUUAGAAAAAUGCAGAAAGCAUACAGAUCACAAAUUGUAUUUCAGAGAAUAUUUACUGAACAAUAAUCCUAACUAUAUUAAGACAAAGUCAAGGGAUGAAUAUGAACUGAGUCAGUAGAUUCUGCAAAAAAACCCAAAAACGUUUGGUUGCUCUUACCAUUACAAUAGCUCAGAAGUUUCACAAAUCGAAACAAGAUUUUAAAGAACCUGUCUCGGUUGUAGAAUGACCCAGUUAACAGUUUUAAGCAUGACUAUUUUCAGUCAGUUUUCACACCAAAUAUGGUAUAAAUUAGAAGCAUAAAAAUAUUAUUAUUUAAAAACUGCAAAAAUAUAUAUAUUUUAAUGUAUCGAUCUGAACACAAAUAUCCAGAGCAGGAUAUCACAUAAACUGUAUGGAGUAAAACCACUUCAAGGAAAACUGGCCCAGAGGCAACAAAAAGUCUGGCGCAGUUACUGUUUCCGGUCUCGGUUUUAGCCUUCAGAAGCUUCGAGUGAGGUUUAAUCGAACGGGAGUUUAUUUUUGAAAGUCUUACCGGAAGUCUCCCGUGACGUGUUCCUCACUUCACACCGGUGCGCUCCUGGGAGGUGAUGAAAACAUAAAGAAACUUGCUCAGGUUAUCACCGGACACCCACGGUUCCGGUCCGGGCGCAGAUUCCAGCAGCAGCAUCAUGAUCCCAGUGGGGGAAUUCAAAAACUUCGGGAUCGAGCAGAACUCCCAGUUCCGGGUGUUGAAACCAUGGUGGGAUGUUUUUUCGGAGUACCUGUGCAUUGCAAUGCUCAUGAUCGGUGUCUUCGGCUGCACCCUGCAGCUCACCCAAGAGAAGAUUGCAUGUCUGCCUAGCCAUGUCACCAGUCCAGUGAAGGAGGCAAUAGACUGCAGCUACAUCAGUGACUACGAAAGCAACAAGACAUCACAUUACACAAUGGCCAAACCUGUCAGCCCUAUCGUCCAGGAGGUGUUUGGUCGCAAGAAUAACCUGGACAUUCACCAAUAUGUGUUUGUCAACCACUAUUGUUAUGAGAGGUUUGUGCACUGGUAUGCUAAGUACUUUCCAUACCUUGUGGUGAUCCACACUCUGAUCUUCAUGGUAGCAAGCAGCUUCUGGUUCAAGUUUCCUGGGACAUCUUCUAAAAUUGAUCUUUUUGUCAACAUUCUGGACAAGUGCUUUGACUCACCUUGGACCACGAGGGCCCUGAGUGAAGUUUCAGAGGAGAGAGGAGAGGAGAAGCUGGUGAGUUUGAGGAGGAGCACCAUGUCAAAGGAUUUCAAAGAACAGCGAGCAGAUGAGGAGAAUAUAGGGCUUCUUCGCUCCUCCUCUGUCAAGUCUAAUUCAGAGAAGAUAAACCUGGACCCCCAGCCUACCUCUUCUGUGUUGGACAAAAAGGAGGGAGAGCAGGCCAAAGCUCUUUUUGAAAAGGUGAAGAAGUUCCGAACUCAUGUAGAGGAGUCAGACAUCUUAUACCUUAUGUAUGUGCUACAAACGUCUCUCAAAGUCUUCAAGUUCCUUAUUAUUAUCCUUUACACCGCAAUACUGGUACCGAACAUUGAAAUAGUUGUGCGCUGUGAUGUCCCUCCUGACCUGACAGGGUUUGAUAUCUAUUGCUGCAACCACACCAAAGCCCACCUUUUCUCCAAGCUUGGCUACUGCUACAUCUGCUUCGUAGGAGUGUAUGGACUUUUGUGCAUCUACACCCUCUACUGGGUGUUCCAUCGACCUCUGAAGGAGUACUCCUUUGACUAUGUCAGACUGGAGAUGGGUAUCAAUGACAUACCGGAUGUAAAGAACGACUUUGCAUUCCUGCUUCACCUUGUGGAUCAGUAUGAUGCUCUUUAUCCUAAAAGGUUUGCUGUCUUUCUUUCUGAGGUCAGCGAGAGCCACCUUCAUCAGCUGAACCUUAAUUAUGAGUGGACCAUCAAAAAGCUGCGAACCCACCUUGCAAAGAACUCCAAUGAUAACUUUGAGCUCUGUCUUUUAGGCCUGCCAGGUCUUCCAGACACCGUUUUUGAGAUUACAGAAAUUGAAUCACUCAAACUGGAGCACAUUAAAAAUGUCACUAUUCCAGCAAGCAUGGCAAAGCUGGAUUCUUUGCAGGAGUUAUCCUUGAUCUACUGUCCAGCAAAGCUGCAACUGCCCGCCCUGAACCACCUCAAACAGCGAUUAAAGGUUCUACGUCUGACUUUUGAGAGUUCAGAGGAGAUCCCCAUGUGGAUGUUUACCCUUAAGUGUCUGGAGGAGUUAUAUCUGACUGGUCCUUUAACCAAUGAGGUGUCCAAAAGUGGCACCCUGGAAUCCCUGCGCGAUCUCAGUGGUUUAAGGCUGCUUAGUCUAUCGUCCAACCUUAGAAAGCUACCACCCUGUGUCGGGGACCUGGCACCACAGUUGCAGAGGUUGUGCAUCCACAAUGAAGGUGUUAAGCUCCAGGUGUUUAGCAGCCUGAAGAAGUUAACAAACUUAGUUUCAUUAGAGCUAUCAGGCUGUGAGCUGGAACGCAUCCCAAGUGCUGUUUUCAGCCUGAACAAUCUACAGGAGCUGGAUCUGAAGGAAAACAAGCUCACCACUGUGGAAGAGAUCCUGAGCCUGCAGCAUUGUCAGCGUUUGGUGGCGCUCCGUCUGUGGCACAAUAAAAUCACUUACAUCCCUGAACACAUCACUAAGUUGCGCAUGCUGGAGACGCUGGAUGUAAGCCGGAACAAGCUGAAAAAGCUUCCGUCUCGUCUGUUUUACUGCACCAAACUAAGGCACCUCGAUGUCUCCCACAAUCAAAUUACGUCUCUCCCUCCAGAAGUAAACAUCCUGCAGGGUCUUCAGUUCUUCUCUGCAGCCUUCAAUUCCUUAGAGACUCUGCCAGAGGAGCUGUUCUCCUGUAAACGAAUAAAGACGCUGGUUCUUGGUAACAACUGCCUUUCAAAUCUUAGCUCCAAAGUGAGCAACUUGGCCCAGCUGGUGCGACUGGAUAUUAAGGGAAAUCGCCUGGAGUCUUUGCCUGUAGAAAUAGGGGACUGUCCUCUGCUGAGACGCAGUGGAUUGAUAGUAGAGGACAGCCUAUUCAAACUGCUGCCAUCAUACUUACAGAAGAAGCUGAGUCAUGGCUGAAAGUAAAAGCUGAGGACAGUCACAGACUGAGAAAAGCACGGUCACCAGCUGUGCUCUGACUUGAAUGGAUGACUGAGUUUUAAAUGCAAAUAUGUAUUUGCAGUCACUUGUAGAGAACCACAUGUGCAAGUGUCUUGUACUAUUGUUAAAAACGCCUCUUUUGUUCCCUUCAUUCAUGGCACAACCAACGACUCAGCACUCUACUAGCUGUAAAAUGUCGUUGGCCAGUAUUUUAACCCAGAUUCAUGUUGUUUUUGACUGGGUAGGUUUGUGGUGUUUCUUGUAAAACGGGUUUUUACAGCUUGACGAGGUGUUUACACCAUUACGUUGGGUCAUGUUGCUUUCUCUAAGGUUCAAAAGAAAAGGAAAAAGUCUUUCAGCUGGUCUUUAACAUGACCACAAUUAUUUAAAAGGUUUUAAUGUCAUUGUGUAUUAUUUCUGUAGGUAAAUGUUGUUGCAGUGGAAUUAUAACUAAAAGACUAAACUAAAGAUCAUUGCACUAAAGGGUUAAAUACAGUGAUAUACACUGCUAAAAAAAAUAAAGGCACACUCAAAUAACACAUCCUAAAUUUGAAUGAAUGAAAUAUUCUCAUUGAAUACUUUGUUCUGUACAAAGUUGAAUCUGCUGACAACAAAAUCAUACA
Molecule: messenger RNA, 3777 nt
Organism: Girardinichthys multiradiatus
Lineage: Eukaryota; Metazoa; Chordata; Actinopteri; Cyprinodontiformes; Goodeidae
Product: volume-regulated anion channel subunit LRRC8C
Exons: 3
Coding region: 707-3133 (808 amino acids)
Molecular function (GO): protein binding
Source: RefSeq, a predicted model, not a curated record